GCUGCUCUACAUGACAGCGUGAACUUCACAACAUUCUCAUUCGACCGGCUGCUCCUCCACUUGAUCAGCUAAACCUUGCUGGCAGCCUGAGAGCAGUGCUAUGACUACGGCUUUUCUCAGGAACACUGCAACCUGGAAUGCCAUGCCCAGCAUUUAAAGUUCCGAAGAACUCUGACGGAAUUAGCAAGCACAAUGGGAAAUGCUGUGAAAGCUCCAAGAGCAUCUGAGGAAACAAACACGCUGAGCCAAACGGGUCAGGAGAGUGACUUCCUUGCUGUUCUCUAUGACUAUCCUUCAGCAGACAUAAGUCAACCUAUAUUUCAUGUAGGGGAAAAGCUACGUGUGCUAUCAGAUGAAGGAGGCUGGUGGAGAGUCCAUUCCCUUACAACAGGUCGAGAAAAUUAUAUUCCAGGAAAAUAUGUAGCAAAGGUUUAUCAUGGCUGGUUAUUUGAAGGGCUGGGAAGAGAAAAAGCAGAGGAACUUCUACAGCUGCCCAACACCAAGGUCGGCUCCUUCAUGAUCAGAGAGAGUGAAACUAGGAAAGGGUUAUAUUCCUUGUCAGUGAGGCACAGGCAGGUGAAACAUUACAGGAUCUUCCGCCUCCCCAAUAACUGGUAUUACAUCUCUCCACGACAAACCUUCCAGUGCCUUGAAGACCUUGUCAAUCACUACUCAGAAGUUGCUGAUGGUCUCUGCUGUGUCCUUACAACACCCUGUCUCACCCAGUGCACUAACAACAACACUGAGAUGAAUCCAGUUCCUCCUGUGGUGAUGAGGAAUAAAAAUUUCAACUGGAGAAACAUUCACAGGCUGGAGAUGACUGAAGAUACCAAAAGCACCCUGGCAGCAAUAGAUGACUCUUGCCUCAGCUAUGGCCUGAGGGAAAGCAUUGCUUCCUACCUCUCCCUAACUGAGGAUGACAACACUUCUUUUGCAAGUGCCAGAAAGAAGAAAUCCCAAUCUCUCAUAUACACAGGGAACAAACAUAAGAAUGCCCUUCCCUUGCCACCUAGAUACUAUGAUAACUAAAUACAAGACAAGCAGGAAAGAGCCACAGACUGACGAGUUAGGACAGAAACCAGAGCA
Molecule: messenger RNA, 1086 nt
Organism: Melozone crissalis (California towhee)
Lineage: Eukaryota; Metazoa; Chordata; Aves; Passeriformes; Passerellidae
Gene: SLA
Product: Src like adaptor
Exons: 8
Coding region: 193-1029 (278 amino acids)
Molecular function (GO): protein binding
Source: RefSeq, a predicted model, not a curated record